AUGCCCGCCGAUUUUCGAGCUGCGCACGUACCGCAUAGUCCCGGCGAGCGGCACGGGGGGGAAUGGGGUAAACGGGAGGAAGGGGGGAAUGGGGAAAGGGCUGAGGGCGCGGUAGGUGGCAGAAAGGAGGGGGGUGGAGGAGGGAGGGGGAGAGGGGGAGGAGGGGGAAGGGAUGGAAGGGGGGGAGGAGGGGUAGGCGGGGAAGGUGUUAAUAAGAAGGCGGGGAAGCGGGGUAGGCGGGGAAGGAGGGGGAGACAGCAGAAAGAAGGGUGGGGAGGGAGAGGGGGGAAUGCUUGGACACUGUUUUGGACCAUGGAGACUGGGGGAGUGCUGAACGAGGUGCAUCACCUCUCCCCUUCUCUCCCCCCCACUCCACUCCUCUCCACACCUCUCUACUCCUCUCUACUCCUCUCUACUCCUCUCUACACCUCUCUACACCUCUCUACACCUCUCUACACCUCUCUACACCUCUCUAAUCCUCUCUACUCCUCUCUACUCCUCUCCUACCCGCCCCCCAUCAGUUUUUGGACGGUGGAGACUGGAGGAGUGCUGAACGAGGUGCAUCAUUUCUACUGCUAUCCUGGCGGGUGGGAGGAGAGGGACGCAGUGAGAGCAGGCAUGGCGGGCAGCAGGGGGUGGACUCAUGAGUACCUGCCUCUGGUGAAGCCAGCAUUCCAAUCGCAGGAAUCGAGCAUUUUCCUGGAAGAUUCCAAGUGCAUGGCUGCAGUGGCAGAGGCUGCAGCAAGCUCUUCAACCUCUUCCUCCGCUUCACCAACAUCAGUAUCGCCUUCACCACCAGCACCACUUGAACCAUCACCAGCAUCCCCCGGGGUGUAUGAGCUCCGUUGCUACAAGGCACGAGGGGAGCCUGAGAGCCCUAGCACUACUCACAGCAUCCAGGAAACAUUUUCUUUAACCCUCUCUGCACGCAUGGCAGCUGUUCCCUCCUCUCGCUGCCUCUUUAUUGGCUGCUCUGAUGCCGGGCCAUACAGUGCCCUAGAGCUGUGGCGCCACAGCAGCACCACUGACUGCUACUUGGCUGAUAAG
Closterium sp. Naga37s-1 is the source of this 1047-nucleotide messenger RNA. Lineage: Eukaryota; Viridiplantae; Streptophyta; Zygnematophyceae; Desmidiales; Closteriaceae. The record is from the annotation of a GenBank genome assembly.